Messenger RNA from Andrographis paniculata, 2252 nucleotides. Its product is annotated as exocyst complex component EXO70H1-like. Gene Ontology annotation, biological process: exocytosis. The record is from RefSeq and is a predicted model, not a curated record. The coding region runs from base 210 to 2126 and encodes 638 amino acids. Gene Ontology annotation, molecular function: phosphatidylinositol-4,5-bisphosphate binding. The transcript has a single exon. Lineage: Eukaryota; Viridiplantae; Streptophyta; Magnoliopsida; Lamiales; Acanthaceae. Gene Ontology annotation, cellular component: exocyst.
ACUAUUCCUGAGUACCGCGUUUCCUUAUUUAACCUUUUCAACUCUUCUUUCUCACUGGUCAAACUUAUCCCCGCCUCUAUAUAUAUUCUCCAUAUGUAUCUCCAUGUCGUCUUCAUCCUCUCUUCAUCUCUCUCUCUGCAUCUCCAAAAUUUCGAACAGAGAAGAAGAAGAAAGAUUUUUCUAAUCGAUUUUUGAUUUUGACCUCUUCAAUGACCGGCGGCUCUUUGUUUUCCAGCAAGGCAUCUUCUCCCUCGCACCACCACCGCCGCCAAGUCUCUCCGCCGCGCCACACCUUCUCGGAGUCGAUUAUGGACGAGAACAUCGAGUUCGCCGAAGAAGUCGUCCGGAGAUGGGACGUAGAUGCUCCCAAAAAACACGACAACUUUGAAUCUAUGUUCGUCGAUGACCGGCGAGAGGCCAAGAGGUUCCUCGACGCGGUUACCGGAUUGCAGAGCUCGAUGCACUAUUUCGUCGGCGUAAACCCUAACUCCGCCAAACUCGUCCGAGCUCAGACUCUGAUGAAAAUUGCUAUCAAGAGGCUCCAGAAGGAGUUUUACGUGAUUUUAUCCGCCAAUCGGAAGAAUCUCGACUCUGAAUCCGUCUCCACCCGCUCCUCUAGAGCUUCUCUCAGAUCUAGCGUCUCCGAUUUCUACGAAGACGAUGUUUCCGAGGAGGAUGAUCAGAAUACGACGCCGUCUCGAACGCCGCCACGCACUCCGCCGCGCACUCCGCCGAGAGAGGAUAAUUUUUCCUUGGAAGCGGACACUGCUGUGGCGGAUUUGAAGAACAUCGCCGAUUGUAUGAUCUCCACCGGCUACGCGAAGGAAUGCGUCAGGAUUUACAAUCUCGUCAGGAAAUCGAUCGUCGACGAGGCUCUGUACUAUCUAGGAGUCGAGAAAUUGAACAGUUCUCAGAUGCAGAAAAUGGAAUGGAACAUUCUAGAACAAAAAAUCAAGACCUGGCUCCACGCCGUGAGAGUCGCUGUGAAAACUCUCUUCUACGGAGAAAGGAUUCUCUGCAACCUCAUCUUCGCCGCGUCGGAGAAGAUCGCCGAAUCCUGUUUCGCCGAGAUCUCCAGAGACGCCGCCGUGAAGCUGUUUAGCUUCCCGGAGAAUUUCGGCAAGAGCAAGAAGAUUCACUCGCCGGAGAAGAUCUUCCGCGCGCUCGAUCAGUACGAGUCGAUCUCCGACCUAUGGCCGGAGAUCGAAUCGAUUUUCUCCUACGAUUCGCUCUCGGCGGUGCGGUCGGAGGCGGUGGCGGCGCUGUUGAAGCUCGGCGAAGCCGUGAGGACUAUGUUGAUCCAGUUCGAGGCGGCGAUUCAGAAGGACUCGUCGAAAACACCGACCGCCGGCGGCGUGCAUCCGCUCACUCGGUACGUGAUGAAUUUCCUCGUUUUCCUCGCCGAUUACAGCGGCUCCGUCUCCGACAUAGUCUCCGACUGGCCGGUGAACGCGCAGACGCCUCUACCAGAAUCGUACUUCUCCAGCCCCACCGCCGGCGGCGGCGAGGACCCAUCGGCGGCCGCCAUAACCGCCAGGUUCGCGUGGCUGAUCCUCGUCCUCCUCUGCAAACUCGACGGCAAGGCGGUGCUAUACAACGACGUCGCAUUGUCGUACCUAUUCUUAGCUAACAAUCUAAACUACGUCGUUUCGAAGGUCCGGAACUCCAGCCUGGGUCUUCUAAUGGGGCCCGAAUGGAUCUGGGCCAACCGAUCCAAAGUGAACCGUUACUUAGCCAAUUACGAAAGAAUGGGAUGGAGCAAAGCGAUCUCAGCCCUUCCUGAAGAUCCAACGGCUGAGAUCUCUCCGUCGGAAGCAAAGGAAUGUUUUAGAAGCUUCUACUCGGGCUUUGAGGAAGCGUACAAGAAGCAAACCUCAUGGGUCAUACCCGACCCGAAACUGAGAGAUGCCGUGAAAAUCGAUCUCGCCAAAAAAAUCGUGCCGAAUUAUCGUGAGUUUUACCAAAAGAACAGGGCGCAGUGCACCGGGGAUAUGGGAAUGGGGCCAAUUGUCAGAUAUGCCCCCGAGGAUUUGGAUAAUUACUUGUCGGACUUGUUUUUUCCCAACGGCGAGUCCAGCACUACGACGUCGUAUUCGCACUCCACUGUGUCGUCCCGUGGCCGCUGAUCAAAUUCCUUUAUUUGAUGUUUUAUUGUUGUAGAAUUAAUAUUAUUAAAUGUGAUUAUGUGUAUAGUUUAUUUAUUUAUUUAUUUUGGUAUCUCUCUAUAUGUAUAUUUAAAUCUUUCUUGGUUC